This is a messenger RNA of Peronospora matthiolae, 597 nucleotides long. The record is from the annotation of a GenBank genome assembly. Lineage: Eukaryota; Oomycota; Peronosporomycetes; Peronosporales; Peronosporaceae.
AUGCGGUUUUGGUGGCCGGGUUGGGAGCCUCGAGAGCGCUCUCUAUCUAGCGAUAGUGAGUGCUCUACGGACAGCCAUUCCAGUCUCGCCAGCGAUGCAUCUUUCUAUGACGCGUCGCCUGAUGACGAGACUGGAGUGGGUGACGAACCGCCCCCUCUCCCAGGUGACACGCAACCGGUCCCAUGGGAAGAGGCGGGACAGUCUGAAUUAAGACUGUUCCCAGACGGCUCUUCGACCGCCUAUCCACAGGCGGUUGGACGAAACUGCCCAGGAACAGUCGCCGUCGGACUAGGGUUGGGGGUCCCAAAUUUUACCCCCAAUGUCACCGCUACGCCGCCCGGUAAUGGGCCCUGCGUGGGUGUACGCGCGACACCGCCUCGCGGCGGUGACGCGGAGUUGGGCGCCGCCACUUCGGGCACGUGUUGCGAACACGCUUCGCCUCUGGCCUGCGCAGUUUCAGCGCGUGCCGACACCUCUGGCGCGCGCGAGGCCCCCCGGUCUACGGUCCCGGUUUUGGGUACCGUUGAAGACCGGGAAGAGGCCCGGCGACCCCCGUUGGUAACCGUGAAGGUACCUUCGGGCCUAUACUUGGUCUAA